GGGGCCGGGUGCCUGCUCCGAGCUCUGCGCUCCUGUUCUUCCGCUCCCUGCCCGAGACACAAACCUUCAGCCAAACUGAGCGUGCGGGACGCUCUCCGGGCUCAGAACACGAGUGGGGAGCGCGUUAAGGUCCAGGUUGGUGUAUGGGGAAGGGAGUGGUUUUGUUUUUGGUGACUUACCCGGCACAUACACAUGUAGAUUUGCCUUGCACUGUCGAAUCAGACAGAACGACCACCAGGGAAAGUUAGGCAUAGCUUGCGUCCUCCCUUUCCUUCUCUUCCUGGGUAGUUUUCAGAAUACCUUUCCAUGACAGUAAAGUGCUGGGGCUCUGCCUUUCAUGAUACGAGGGCACUACUUGGAUGGAUUCGUUCAGUCCGGUCCCAGAAGGAAGUCUUGUUCCUGCAUGUAAAUGAUGGGUCAUCUUUGGAAAGCCUUCAGGUUGUUGCAGAUUCAAGCUUUGACAGUAGAGAACUGGCUUUUGGGAGCUCUGUGGAAGUUCAAGGGCAGCUGGUAAAAAGUCCUUCCAAAAGACAAAAUGUGGAACUGAAAGCAGAAAAAAUUGAAGUUGUUGGAAAUUGUGAUGUUAAGACUUUCCCUUUUAAAUAUAAAGAGAGGCAUCCUCUGGAAUAUAUGAGACAGUAUCCUCACCUUAGGUGUAGGACUAAUGUUCUGGGUUCUAUAUUGAGGGUUCGCAGUGAAGCCACAGCUGCCAUUCAUUCUUUCUUUAAGGACAAUGGCUUUGUGCACAUUCAUACCCCAAUAAUAACAUCCAAUGACUGUGAGGGGGCUGGAGAACUUUUUCAAGUUGAACCUUCAAGCAAAAUGAAGGUAUCUGAGGAGAAUUUCUUCAAUGUUCCUGCUUUCUUAACUGUCUCAGGACAACUUCAUCUAGAAGUGAUGUCAGGAGCUUUUACUCAAGUGUUUACCUUUGGUCCAACUUUCCGAGCUGAAAAUUCUCAGAGCCGGAGACACCUGGCAGAGUUUUAUAUGGUAGAAGCAGAAAUUUCUUUUGUUGAGAGCCUUCAAGAUCUCAUGCAGGUUAUGGAGGGGCUCUUCAAGACUACCUUAAUGAUGGUUCUGUCAAAUUGUCCUGAAGAUGUUGAACUCUGUCAUAAAUUCAUAGCUCCUGGCCAAAAGGAUAGAUUAGAACAUAUGCUGAAAAACAACUUUUUAAUCAUGUCUUAUACUGAAGCUGUGGAAAUCUUAAAGAAGGCAUCCCAGAACUUCACCUUCACCCCAGAGUGGGGUGCUGAUCUACACACUGAACACGAAAAGUACCUGGUGAAGCACUGUGGCAACAUACCAGUCUUUGUCAUUAAUUAUCCAUUAGUGCUUAAGCCUUUCUACAUGAGGGAUAAUGAAGACAGCCCUCAGCACACAGUUGCUGCUGUUGAUCUCCUAGUCCCUGGAGUUGGGGAGCUCUUUGGAGGAAGCCUCAGAGAGGAACGGUACCAUUUCUUAGAGCAGCAACUGGCUAGAUUAGGACUGACAGAAGCCUACCAAUGGUAUCUGGACCUUCGUCGAUUUGGAUCUGUGCCACAUGGAGGUUUUGGGAUGGGAUUUGAACGCUACCUGCAGUGCAUCUUGGGAGUUGACAAUAUCAAAGAUGUUAUCCCUUUUCCAAGGUUUACUCAUUCGUGUCUUUUAUAGCUGGAAGAUUGGUUAACAACAGUCACCCUGUGGCAGAGACACUGCACAUGGAUAUGCAUGCAGGAGAUUGCAUGUUUGGAUUUUAGAAAUGCAGACAUUUUCAAUGUGUAACUGUCUUACCAUAAAGUAUAGUGUCUUAGGCUGGGUUCUCUAGAGACGCAAAUCCAGUAAAGAGUAUAAAUAUAUAUAUAGAUUUAUAUCAAGGAAACGGCUCAUGGGAUUGUAGUGGCUGGAACGUCCCAA
Molecule: messenger RNA, 1893 nt
Organism: Trichechus manatus latirostris (Florida manatee)
Lineage: Eukaryota; Metazoa; Chordata; Mammalia; Sirenia; Trichechidae
Gene: NARS2
Product: asparaginyl-tRNA synthetase 2, mitochondrial
Exons: 14
Coding region: 307-1650 (447 amino acids)
Biological process (GO): asparaginyl-tRNA aminoacylation
Cellular component (GO): mitochondrion
Molecular function (GO): ATP binding; asparagine-tRNA ligase activity; nucleic acid binding
Source: RefSeq, a predicted model, not a curated record